GUGUGUGUGUGUUGCCGGUCUGGCUGUAUCGCUUUGAUCCCAAUAUGAGGGGAUAUGAACGUGUGAAAUGUGUUUGCGUCUUUAAUCGACUGAAGACAUUGAACGUUUGCGUCACCAUUGUGUGUGCUUGUGUGCGUGAGAGCAAGAGAAAGAGAGACAGACAAAGAGGGUGAGAGAUUUGUCCAGUCUGUCUCAAAAGCUCUGCCACUGUUUUUAAUUGUUUGUUUUGAACUCUGUUAUGAUGUCUGACUUUGAGGAAUGGUAAGGGAAACUUUAAGGUUAUUUUUUGGUAAUUUGGGGUUUGAGAUGAGUUUCUUGUCGCUUUGGAUUUUGACGUUAAAAUACGUUUUAGAUUCCAAUCUAAAACGUAAAGUCAAAUCUCACAAGUGUGGCGUGUGUUCCAACUCAACUCUAUCUAACAUCCCUCUCCCUAAACACUCCCCCUCCUCCCUUUCUCCCCCAUGUUCCAUAUCUUGCCCAGGCUGUCCCAACCACGAGCUGUGCGCGCAGAGUAUGCUCCUUGUUUCAGGUGCGCGAUCCUUUUAUACGCGCACCUUUUUACGCACACACCUGACCUGGUUCAAAGUGCCUCUUAUCCGUAUCGCAGUCCCCGCUAGACCUGGGUCAGGUUCGACCCGUCGUCUGGCUACAGCCACCUUUUCUCCGGCGAGGCUGCGGGAAAGAGAUGAAGGAAGGAGACGCGACGUGCCACCGUGCGGGGAGGGGCGCAAGCGGUGGUGGAGCUGGAGGAGGACGGGAGGACUCGCUCCUAAGACUUGGAGGGCGCGGUCUUCGCUCUCCACGCGCACUUCGUUUAUAUUCCAAUUCUUCCCCCAGUUCCAUUUCUGCCAGCUGCCCUUGCGCAACGCAGGGACUACCCUCCAGUGGAGGGAAGAGAAACACAGAAACAGUGACACCCCUCCUCUGUCUGACCGCCGCCUGCCCACGCGCGCCGUGUAGUGGGAUAUCUUUGUGUGCACCCCACCCCCCCCCCCCCCCUCCCUUCCUCUGAGGGGCCGUUUCUCACCGUCCGACACGGGUUCGAACCCCCGCUUUGAACGCUCGUGCCAAAACAAACGGACCUCGGCUAUUUAUUGCCCCCCCCUGUCUCAACGUACCCCGCGGAGUGGGGAGAGCACACUGAGACAAAUCGGAGCCCGUUUAGGUACCCCCGCGCGUCUCCAAACCAGAGCGGAGCGGUGCGCUUUUUACGCUUGAGGAAAUGUCCAAUUCCGGGGACUCGUUGGACCCGCUGGAUCCCACGGUAGAGCUCCACGCAACAAAACAACUACAAUAACAUCAACAACGACAGAGAGCUCCCGGGAUAAGGUUUAAAAUACGGUUUGGUUCUGAUUCUGCCGAUCUGCACCGGAAACCGCCGGCGGGGUUUGGAAUGCGGCCCGCGGCGCUGUUGACGCAUCUCGUUCUCCUCCACCUCCUCCUCCUCCUCUUCUGCUCCCCGGCGGUGGAGGGCUGCGGGCCGGGCCGGGGCUAUGGCCAGCGGCGGCCCCCCCGGAAGUUGGUGCCGCUCGCCUACAAGCAGUUCAGCCCAAAGGUGGCGGAGAAGACGCUGGGCGCGAGCGGGAGGUACGAGGGCAAGAUCACGCGGAGCUCGGAGCGCUUCAAGGAGCUCACGCCCAACUACAACCCGGACAUCAUCUUCAAGGACGAGGAGAACACGGGCGCGGACCGCAUGAUGACCCAGCGCUGCAAGGACAAGCUUAACUCUCUGGCCAUCUCCGUCAUGAACCUAUGGGCAGGGGUCCGGCUCCGCGUGACGGAGGGGUGGGACGAGGACGGACACCACCUGGAGGAGUCACUCCACUACGAGGGCCGGGCCGUCGACAUCACCACCUCCGACCGCGACCGCCACAAGUACGCCAUGUUGGCGCGGCUGGCCGUAGAAGCGGGCUUCGACUGGGUCUACUACGAGUCCAAGGCGCACGUGCACUGCAGCGUCAAGUCAGAACAUUCCGUGGCCGCAAAAUCCGGCGGUUGUUUCCCUGGCGACGCCUUGGUUACCACGGAGACCGGCGGCCGGACAGCCCUCCGCGACCUCCAACCCGGGGACCGUGUCCUCACCGCAACCUUUGACCCCGCCCACCUGCUCUACAGCGAGGUCCUGACCUUCCUGGACCGCGACCCCGUGUCCCGGAAGCUCUUCUACACCGUCCACACCCACUCCGGCGCCGCCCUCUCACUGACCGCCGCCCACUUGCUCUUCGUCGCCCGCGGCAACUGCACGGAAGGGGCGGAGCCGACCCCGGGCGACGCCAUGAUGGCGGUGUACGCCAGCGACGCCCGGCCGGGGCAGUGCGUCCUGGUGGUCGCCCCCGGCAACAGUGACGGCGGCGACCAGGGGGGCCGUCUCUCGCGGGUGGUGGGGGUCUCGGGCGCGAGGGGUGGGGGCCGGAAGGGGGCGUACGCGCCGCUCACGGCCCACGGGACCCUGGUGGUGGACGGCAUGCUAGCCUCGUGUUACGCCGCGGUCGACGGCCACGAGCUAGCGCACGCAGCGUUCGCGCCGCUGAGGCUUCUGGGUAGGUGGUGGGGUGGAGGGAGAGAGGGGGGGGAGGGGCUACACUGGUACGGAAGGGUCUUACACUGGGUGGGCCGGAAGUUGCUGGACCCGGGGAGGUUUCACCCACUGGGCAUGGCCGAGGACGGCUGGUGAGGGUGAUGGGGAAGGGUUAGGACACUAACGCUAACGGACAAAGCUAGAUGGAACCUAAAGACGGCGCUCAGAAAAACAAGUGGGGGAGGCUGUGCGUGCGAGUUUGUGUAUGCGUGCGAGUGUGUGUGUGCACAUAUGAGUGUUUGUGCGAGUGUGUGUUGGUGGGAGUCUGGGCGCGUGUGAGUGCGAGUGUGCGCGCGGGUGCCUAAGAAUUGCGUGCUCUGAAUGGAUUUCGUCCGUCGGGGCUUUUGGCGUGAGGACCAACUAUUCACGAAAUGGACAAGCCUCUUUUUUGCCACGAUUUCAUCAAACGAGGAUUCCUCCGUCGCUGAACUCUAACGUAACAGCCGACACCGCGCUGUUCCCUUUGAGCGGCCCUCAAAGACAAAGGAAAAAAAGCAUUUUUUUAUUGCCGGGUUUGCAGUCCUGUGCAGAAAACAAAGCGUCUGGAAAUAGCCGAAAAAGGAAAGAGGAAGCACUUGCUCAACGAAUGAAAAUGAAAGUGUAAACAUAUAGCCUGCAUGAGAGAGAGAGAGAGAGAGAGAGAGAGAGAGAGAGAGAGAGA
Messenger RNA from Gadus morhua (Atlantic cod), 3239 nucleotides. Its product is annotated as indian hedgehog B protein-like. The record is from RefSeq and is a predicted model, not a curated record. Gene Ontology annotation, molecular function: patched binding; calcium ion binding. Bases 1394 to 2674 code for a protein of 426 amino acids. Gene Ontology annotation, biological process: multicellular organism development; cell fate specification; intein-mediated protein splicing. Lineage: Eukaryota; Metazoa; Chordata; Actinopteri; Gadiformes; Gadidae. The transcript has 3 exons.